AUGGAGGCCGAUACCAACUCAAACUACCCCGAGUCUCCCACAGAGGACGAUGAGGUGUUUUUGUGCAAAGGCUGCGGCGAGAUUCUAGAACAGGGGCGAGCCUUUGAGCUUGCUGGCCACCGAUGGCACCUUGGCUGUUUCCGAUGCCACUCUUGCGCCACCCUCCUCGACUCGGAUGCCAACCUGCUGCUGCUGGGCGAUGGCUCUCUCAUUUGCAACAACUGCACAUACAGCUGCAGCUCCUGCGGCAACAAGAUCGAAGACCUCGCCAUCCUGACCGGUGAUCAAGCCUUCUGCGCAACCUGCUUUAAGUGCCGCAACUGCAAGAGGAAGAUUGAAAACCUACGAUAUGCGCGUACUAGCCAGGGCAUUUUCUGCAUGAGCUGUCACGAGAGCUUGAUGGCAAGACGACGGAAGAAGGCAAAGGCUUCGAAACAAAUAGCUGCUGCAGGGAGCAACCCUAUUGUGCUAGAUAAGAGCCUGCCUGCACUACCACCCAACGCCGUCUCCCAGAGUGCUCUGCGAGAGUCCUCGCCCUCAGGCUCCUACUCCAGCGACCACCUAAAAGCCAGUCACGAGAGACAGCGAGACGCAUCGCCCAUGUCUGUGUCAGAUGAUAGCAAGAGAGGUAGCAGCCGUCACUUGUCUCACAUGGGUGCGCCCUCGGACCAAGACACUCUUACGCUGCCUGCUAGCACAUACAAGCAAGAGCGUGCUUCGACAAUGUCAUCCAACACCAUGACCUCAAUGUCUGAUGCCGACGACGGAUUCCUUCCUAUGGCCUACGACCCCAACCCUGCUCCUCCCCCUCUUCCACGCCGUCAGCAUCCCGAGACUACGCCUAGGAUGUCCGACAACCUUUCCCCUCAAGGUGCAUUCUCCAGAAACAACAGAGAUCGACCGUCGUCCUCGAGAUCGGUGUCGACUGAGCGCGAGAGCGUCCGAAGCCCUGGUACUGGUCACACCGACAGAAGCCGUCAGCAGGGUCUUCGCAAUGCUUCGGGUAGCAGCACACCGGUCACCACCUCAGCCGUUGCUUCACCCUCAUCCCUUACCAAUCAACAACGCCCUCGUCUGCCUCACACAAACAGUGCUUCGUCCAACUUGGUACCAGAACCUUUCAAACUUCAGGACGUGCCUCGCGAUCGCAGAGUAUCGCGCAACAGCCCUCGCGUUGGAAAGAACUCUCCCACGUCUCUGGACACACAGCAUCAUUCGAGACACACUCCGACCGACUCGAACCUGUCCCUGUCACCAGCCUCCGUGGACACACCCAGCUCGAGCAUCAAUCCUUUCGAUGACCCUAAACUCCGUGAAGCUUCGUCGAGCGCUGGCCCUGCAAAGCAUCCCGUUAGAGGCGAUUCUCUAGCACCAGCCAAUGCAUCAGGCAUCACCUCUCCUGUAACCACGCCGGCUCUUAGACAGUCUGAUGCUGCUCACGAACGCAAACAGUCCGCGACCUCCGCUCAAUUCGUAGAUGCACCAACACACCUUCGCUCCGAGACCGAGUCUCACAACACAGCCGACAUAGGUAUACCGGCUGCACCUCCCAGAGCCGCCAACCGUCCUUCUGCUCCAAGCAAGUCUGUCGCCAAUGACGAUUUUAUAGCCCCCAGAAUUCCGCCUGCCCCUCCUGCCACUGAACGCCCUCGCGCUGAAUCUAUCGGAGCUCUUCAACAUGAUCAGACCUCUGCAGCUUCACCAAAACCCUGGCGUACACAUCUUCCAAAGCAUAGUGCUGGAGAGGCCUUCUCAAUGGAAGAAGAGAUGUCCCGCAUCUUGAGAGGUGAAGAGCAGAAGAGAAAGGAGAAUGAGCACACCGGCGUUCUUCGUCGUGUCUCCAACGCGGUAAAGCACGGUAGAAGCUUCAGCGAUAAAUCGAUACCCCUCCAGAAGACCCCAACCAUCAGUUCGGCAGACAUCAGCAGCCCUAUUCUCAUUACCAGCCCAAUUUCUUCGCCGGGCCAGAUGGACGUCGCAACAUUAAGAUCUCAAUUGCGUCGUGCUCAACAAAAGAUUGCAGAGCUUGAGGCUGAUAAGCUCGGUCUCGAGGAGAAAAUGGACACCUCCGCCGACAUCAAGCAUGCUAACACUGAACUGCGUGAGAAGCGCUCAACCAUGGCAUUCCUUGACACUCAACGCGAGAUGGUGGUUCGCGAACUCGAGAUCAUGACUGAGCAUUUGACUAGAGCCAAAGAGAGUAACAAGCCUUUGGACAUCAGUCAGCUCAAGUCCGAGAUCCUACAGGACUUUGCACACUCUCUGCAAAAGUUGAAAGACAGUCUCGGCUCUCAAAUUGAGGAUCUUGUGCACAAGAGAAACGAACUUACUGAUGACAUCUCAAACCUCAUUCAAGUCAAGGACAAGGGUUUACAGGAGUUCGAAUCUCUGUCUUCGAAGAACCUCCAAUUGGCUGAGUUGAACAACCAACUUGUCAGCGGUAUUCAAGAUCUGUACAAGUCACAAAACUCGAAGAGCGGUGGUAUCGAGCGAUCACCCCUUACUAAUGGUCUGGGCAUCUACAACGGCUCGAACAGGGGUGACAUGUCUUCGCUGCACUCCUCAUCGUUGCAAGAGUCUACCAGUCUCCAUGACCUUUUGCCACAUGCAGCAGAUGCAGAGCCAGCUACUGUCCUCACGGCGCCGCAGGUGGUCAACAUCCGCAAAGGACAACCCAAGAAGUUUAACUGGAAGAAGGGUUCAUCUGGUCUUGCCAAGAACGUCACCAAAGGCCUCAAGGGUGCAUUCGCUGGCAACAAUGAUCGUGGAGUUCCUAUCAAGGCUGACGGUAGCUACGACAUCACCGGUAUGCCAUACUCGCAGAUGCAGGCAGGCCCUGGUGCAAUCAUGGGUGAUCAACCUUUGAACAGAGCUGGUGAUGCAAAGAGCUUUGGCUUCUUCUCGUCUAACCAGAAGAACGGCCUCAAGCCAGGCGCUCAGGGUGCCCAUGGUAAGAACGGUAGCAGCUCCAACCUGCUUGCUGAAAAUCCUUCUGUACUAUUCGGAUCUGAUUUGCGCGAGCGUUGCGACUAUGAAAAACGUGUCUUGCCCUCGAUUGUCACGCAUUGCGUCGAGGAAGUGGAGAAGCGUGGAAUGGACAUGGAAGGCAUCUACAGAAAAUCUGGCGGAAGCGGUCAGGUUAAGCUCAUCCAACAAGGCUUCGAGAAAGACGGCGCCUACGACAUCAGUGACCCGGAUCUUGAUAUUCAUGCUGUCACUAGCGCGUUGAAGCAAUACUUCCGCAAGUUGCCUAACCCCCUCAUCACUUAUGAGGCCUAUGACCCUCUGCUCGAAGCAGCUCAGAUCACAGAGAAGGAGAAGCAGGUCCCCGCCAUCAAGGCUGCGCUGGAGGCUAUGCCACAAGCUCACCACGAUGUACUGGAGUACUUGGUGCAGCAUCUGUGCCGUGUAGUCAAGCAGGAGUCGGAGAAUCUGAUGACACCGCUCAAUCUCUCGGUCGUCUUUGCGCCCACGAUUUUGCGACCCUUGAGCAUCGAACGCGAAAUGUCGGACAUGCAAGCCCAGCGUAUGGCAGUGCAGGCGCUGCUUGAACACGCGGACUCCAUCUUCGAGAACUAA
This is a messenger RNA of Aureobasidium melanogenum CBS 110374, 3579 nucleotides long. Its product is annotated as RhoGAP-domain-containing protein. Gene Ontology annotation, cellular component: cytoplasm. Gene Ontology annotation, biological process: regulation of GTPase activity; signal transduction. The transcript is spliced from 5 exons. Lineage: Eukaryota; Fungi; Ascomycota; Dothideomycetes; Dothideales; Saccotheciaceae. The record is from RefSeq and is a predicted model, not a curated record. Bases 1 to 3579 code for a protein of 1192 amino acids.